CUCAAGAGUUGGUCGGCUGUUCUUUUUUUCUCUGCUUCCCGCGAUGGCAAAGAAAGUCCUCAUCGCCUUCAAUGGUACUCGUGGUGAUGUGCAGCCCUACGUGCUGGCAGGGAAGAUUUUGGAGCAGGGGGGCUUCGAGGUGAUGCUCGCAGGCCCUGGUGACGCCAAGGCCUUGGCGGAGCAUUGCGAGGUGAAGUUCCAGCGCACCCGCCUCAGCUUCCAGCGGAUAAUGCAGCAGCCCGGUGUUGAGGAGGCCAUGGAAAAAGACGACAUCAUGACAGUCGCAACCAUCAAGGAAAAGCGCGUGGCGGAGCACAAGGAAGAGGAACUCAAGGCAAUGUACGAGCUGCUCACGUCUUUCAAGCCAGACCUGGUCUUGUGCGGUCCCUUGUGCAUACCGGACACUUUGGCUCUGUGCAAGAUGAGGCGCAUUCCAGUCAUCGUGUUCUGCCUCCACCGCUGGAGACCAAGCCGCUACGUCACGCCUGUGGGCGUGUCCGAUUCCAUGCCGGGGGGAAUGAAAAUGGCAUGCUGGAAGCUGCUCCUGCGCCUUAGCGUGCGUGCGUCCCGACAGCUGGACAUUCCCAUCCUGGACCGGAUCUUGGGGUUUUCCAGCAAACCCUACUACCCGACCUAUAGAGAGUAUUGUGACUACAUCAUGAACGCCCCAGCCUUCCUGAGUCUGGUGGCCGAAAGCAACGCGCUGAUGGGCGACCUUCCAGCGGACUUCAGCUCGAACAUCGUGCAGAUCGGGGCUUUGAUGAUGCCGCCGAAAGAGCAGGAGGGCACAGAAUUCGGCGCGGCCCAGUCUUCGGAGCUGGAUCGGUUCCUGGAAGCAGGGCCUUCUCCAGUUUACUGCGGCUUCGGCUCCAUCAUCUGCAAGAGCUCCAAGUUCAUGACGCUGCUGUGUCUCCGGGGCUUGAUGAUGUCGGGCCAGCGGGGCGUCGUGGCCUCCUCUUGGUCCAACAUGUCCAUGGAGCUGCUCGAGGGCGAGCCGGACUCCGCGGAGCUCAUCGCCUACGCCAAGGAGAAGGUGCUGUUCAUGAAGACGGCGCCGCACGGGACCCUCUUCCCGCGGUGCUCGGUGAUUGUGCAUCACGGUGGGUCAGGCACCAGCAACGCCUCGGUCAGGAGUGGUACUCCAACCAUCAUCUGCCCGAUUUGGUUCGACCAGUUCGACAACUCCGCCGCGGUGAAUGCGCGGGGCAUCGGCGUUGGGAUGCAGAACAUGCGGAAGGUGAAGCCGGCGGAUCUGGCCGCCGCCAUCACCAAGUGCCUGGGGUCGGCCAGCAUCAAGGCCCGGGCCAGGGAGGUGGCGGAGGCCAUCAGCAAGGAGGACUCCGCAGGGAAGUUGGUGUCCAUCAUCAAGGAGUACAUGCAGGAUUUCGUGGCGACCGGGCGGCACCUGAAGCUUCAGGAUGAGCUUCUGAGGCACUCCAAGAGCUCUUGGUUCUCGUGUUGCUCGAAGCCUCACAGGCCCGAAGCAGACUACUGAAGGCAAAUUUCGCCUGAGUUGGCAGCGCGCGAUUGGCAAAAGCCAUGACAAUCAAGCAACACUGCAGAUUUGGCCUGGCAUGCCUUUGUGUAGACGUUUUUGCAUGCCACUUUGGGUGCAGGUGUUGUGAAGCCAAUUGGGAUCGUUGCCCAGAA
Effrenium voratum is the source of this 1650-nucleotide messenger RNA. NCBI's taxonomy places the organism in Eukaryota, Dinophyceae, Suessiales, Symbiodiniaceae. The record is from the annotation of a GenBank genome assembly.